Molecule: messenger RNA, 4022 nt
Organism: Hylaeus anthracinus
Lineage: Eukaryota; Metazoa; Arthropoda; Insecta; Hymenoptera; Colletidae
Gene: eIF3a
Product: eukaryotic translation initiation factor 3 subunit A
Exons: 4
Coding region: 152-3502 (1116 amino acids)
Biological process (GO): translation reinitiation; formation of cytoplasmic translation initiation complex
Cellular component (GO): eukaryotic translation initiation factor 3 complex, eIF3e; multi-eIF complex; eukaryotic translation initiation factor 3 complex, eIF3m
Molecular function (GO): translation initiation factor activity; mRNA binding
Source: RefSeq, a predicted model, not a curated record
AGUGGCCGCCUUUCAUCCGGUACAUGCGGUCAGGGUCCAUCGUGACAAACGUCGUGUCGUUAAUAGACGAAAAUUCCAGAUUUUUCACGUAGAUUUAUCGGAUUCCGCAAUAGCGUGUAUGGUGUGAAAUUAACUAUAUUCGUGCGAAAAAAUGGCGCGAUACGGGCAAAGGCCAGAGAACGCUCUGAAAAGAGCGAAUGAAUUCAUCGAAGUAGGAAAACCAGCUCGAGCAUUAGAUACUUUACAAGAAGUCUUCCGCAAUAAAAAAUGGACGUACAGCUGGUCAGAGUCGGUCUUGGAACCUAUAAUGUUCAAGUACCUAGACCUCUGCGUAGAACUAAAAAAAUCACAUAUAGCAAAGGAGGGCCUAUUUCAAUACAGAAACAUGUUCCAAUCCGUGAAUGUUGGAAGUUUGGAAAAUGUUAUACGUGGAUACUUGCGCAUGGCGGAAGAAAAGACAAACCAAGCACGGAAGCAAAGUCAACAAGCCGUUAUAGAUAUAGAUGAUCUUGAUAAUUUAGCUACACCUGAAAGUAUCUUGCUAUCGGCUGUUAGCGGGGAAGAUGCGCAAGAUAGAAGCGAUCGUACCAUUUUAACACCUUGGGUGAAAUUUUUAUGGGAGUCGUAUUGUCAGUGCUUGGAAUUACUGAGGACCAAUGCGCACGUGGAAACAUUGUAUCACGAUAUCGCGCGUAUGGCCUUUCAAUUUUGUCUCGAGUACAAUCGUAAGACAGAAUUUCGCAAAUUAUGCGAGAAAUUGAGAAAACAUCUAGAAGAAAUUUGUAAAUUGCCACCACUCGUUUCUAACGUGUCCAUGAACAGAGCCGAGACACAACAAUUGAACCUAGAAACACGAUUGAAUCAGCUCGAUUCUGCGAUUCAAAUGGAGUUAUGGCAAGAGGCGUUCAAGUCCUCCGAAGACGUGCACGGUAUGAUGAACUUGUCCAAAAAGCUUCCAGUACCAAAAACUAUGGCCAAUUAUUACCAAAAAUUGGCAAUGGUUUUCUGGAAAGCUGGAAACUAUCUUUUCCAUGCUGCUGCUCUGUUCAAAUUGCUGCAGCUUUCUCGCGAAAUGAAGAAGAAUAUGUCACCCGAGGAACAGCAGAGAAUGGCCAAUCGUGUCUUGUUAGCUACGCUAUCUAUACCACUGCCGUCAGCUCAUCCUGAAUUUGAUCGUUUUAUCGAAACGGAUAAGAGUCCGUUAGAGAAAGCUCAAAAGCUCGCGACGCUUUUAGGACUCACUCAACCGCCGACAAGAGUUUCUCUACUUAAAGAUAUAGUUCGUUUAAAUAUUGUAAAUUUAGCGUCGCCGCAGUUGCAAGAAUUAUACUCGUGGCUGGAAGUUGAAUUCCAUCCUUUGGAUCUGUGUAAUAGAGUAGAUUCUGUUAUUCAAACGUUACAGACCGAUGAAACUGGUCCUCUGAUUCAGUACGUUCCAGCGUUGCAAGACGUAACACUCGUGCGUUUGGUUCAUCAAAUAUCUCAGGUUUACCAAACCAUACAGUUCGCCAGGCUUUUGGAACUUGCUAAAUUUACAACGGACUUUCAUCUGGAACGACUGUUGGUCGACUGUGUAAGAUACAACGACAUGCAGAUAAGAAUUAAUCACGGAAAGAAAUGUGUUCACUUCGGAGUUGAUUUGUCCGAAGCGCAGAGGGAAGAUCAUCCCGAUGGUCCUGUCCUACAGGCAAUGCCGUCUGAACAAAUUCGUUGUCAACUUGUAAAUAUGGCUACCGUAUUACACAGAGCAAUAAACAUUAUCAAUCCAAAUAAGAAGAAGAUAGAGAGGGAGAAAUUGCGUAACGCAAUGGUAAGUCAUUACCAUGAAACUAAGCUGAAGGAGCAUCAAAGAAUUCUAGGAAGACAUAAGAUCAUUGAGGAAAGGAAGGAGUACAUCGAACACAUAAACACUGUCCGCGAAGAAGAGGAAAUGCGAAGACAGGAAGAAUUGCAGAGACAGCAAAUGUUGGCCGAGCAGAAAAGACUCGAACAGGAAAGAGAAGAACGCGAAAGGAAACGACAACAGAGCGAGAUACAACAAAUCAAGGAUCGCCAUCUUAAAGAGAAAAUGCAACAGAUUUCUCAAACUAGUCACGGUCAGAAGGUACUGAAGAAAUUAGACGAAGACGAGAUCAAGAAACUAGACGCGGAACAAAUUGCAGCCCGCGAAGCUGAAGAAUUGCAGAAGGAACGUCGUGAGAUGCAACAGAAAUUGAAGUCCCAGGAGAAGAAGAUCGAUUACUUGGAACGUGCGAAACGUUUGGAAGAAAUUCCGUUGGUGGAGAAAGCGGCGGAAGAAAAGAUGGAGCAGGCGAAACAACGCUGGGAACAACAAGAGGCGGAAAGGAUUGCCGCUGCCAUCGAGGAGAGACAGCAGGCUGUCGCGACUCGGGAACGCAUGGCGAGAAUGAAAGAGGAUCACGAUAGUUUCUUAGCGAAGAUCCUGGCCGAACGUAAGAGUAUCUAUUUAGAGAAACUGGCGGAAUUCGAGAAAGUCUUGAACGAAGAGAGAGCAAGUAGAUUAUUGAAACGCAAGAUGGAACGCAAGGCUGAGCGUAAAGCGAAAUGGGAGAAAGAACGGGCCGAAGCUCUCGAGAAGAAACGUUUAGAGGAUUUGCGUAUCAAGCAGGAAGAAGAGAAACGACGCCUCGAAGAGGAAAGAGCCAAGAAGGAGCAAGAAGAGAGAUUGAAACGUGCCGAAGAAGAGGCAAAGGAAGCCGAACGUUUGGCAAAGAUCGAGAAACAAGCGGAUAUUACCAGAGCAAGGGAAGCCGAGAUUGAACGGAAGCUCGAGGAAAAAAGACAAAGAGACGGGGACAUGUCGGACACGUGGAGACGCGGAGAUCAACAGCCACAACAACGUUACCGUAUUCAAGAUAAACCAAUGGAAAUGUCAUGGCGUCGUUCAAUGGAUACUAAAGAAGACGGCGUUAAAGACGAUUCCUCGCGUUGGAAGAGACGCGAAAUAGAUAGUAAGUGGAGGAAAGACGAUGCGGAUAAACCGAAAAGAGAUAUCGGCGACAAAUGGAGGAAGGACGAUUACGAUAAAGACGAUACAAGGGACAGAGACAGGGACAGAAUAGAUAAAGAUCGUGGAAUGGAUCGUCCGAUACGCGAAAUUCCGCGCGAUAUACCUCGAGACCCGAUAUCGGAUGGACCCCGUAUCCGUGGCAGGAUGUCCGAUCGGCGUGGCGGUGAACGCGGUGGUUUUGGCAGCGAACGCGGUGAACGCGGUGGUUUUGGUGGUGAACGCGGUGAACGUGGUGAACGUAGUGAACGCGGUGGUCUUGGCAGUCUCGGUGGGGGUCGUCGUGAAGAUUCGAUGCGUAAUAGUAAUCAAAGCUGGCGCGACAAAAGCGAUGCGAUACAAAACUCUCCUCGGGAUCUACCCAGACGCGAUGAAAAGCGGGACGACCCGAAAGAUGACAGACUUCCAGCUAAAAACGACGAAAGAAGACGACAACCAGAGGAUGAUGGAUGGUCGCACGUCAGCCGGCGUUAAGACUUGAAGACUAUCUAUAGAAACAAUGUUUAUCAUUUUUCAAGAAGAGUGCAUACUACGCAGUUAGACAUUUGCCUGAAAUUACACGAUGGGCCCAACUCUACUGUUUCGUGCACCGCUUCGUACCUCAUCCGACAUACUCGUAACGGUAAAAAGAAAGCACAAAGAUGAUCGAAUCGUUAGCCAAUUCACAAACAUUAGGGAAAAAGAAAACGUAAUAUAUAUGUUAACAGACGACGAUGAAAUUGUGUUUUUAUAAUAUUUUUAAACUCAGAACAAAAGUUUUCUAAAUCGACCACGCUGCGUUACAUGCAUUAGACUUGUAAAGAAACGAAGAAAAAGCUCUAACAGUAUACAUAGUAAUUAGUGUAUCACAACUAUACGUGAAAUAUGAAUCAAUGUACAGAGCAGAAUAGAUGGUGAACUGUAUGAAUGCCGAACUGUAUUGAAUUUGCUGGGUAACCUGACAACAGGUGUGAAAAGUCACAAAACAUCAAUAAAGGUCUCUUGUAUCCUGAUA